This is a messenger RNA of Fusarium odoratissimum NRRL 54006, 951 nucleotides long. RefSeq lists its product as uncharacterized. The transcript is spliced from 3 exons. NCBI's taxonomy places the organism in Eukaryota, Fungi, Ascomycota, Sordariomycetes, Hypocreales, Nectriaceae. The record is from RefSeq and is a predicted model, not a curated record. Bases 1 to 951 code for a protein of 316 amino acids.
AUGCCAACCGUCACUGAAUAUUUUGGCAUUGGAUUCGUUAACAACGGUCCACUAACGACUACAUACACGCCCCCCGCAAGCUGUGCAACAGGAACAACAGAUCAGAUUAUCUUCGCUGAUACGAGCACUAUAUACCUCUCAUUUGGAGAGGCGAAUUGUACAGCUGUACCCCUAGGAAGUUGCCUCCCGUCAAACUCUUCAUAUGAUAAGCUAAACAGCGAGUGGCGCCAGAACGGAGGUCAAGGCACCAUUGAUUAUUUCUCUCCUGGCAUACACUGUCCAAAGGGCUGGACUACAGCUGCUACGUUUGCGCAUGGCGACAAAACAGGUUCCCCAAAGAAGGGAGGGGCCUUUACGCAAACAACGAGCUCAGAUCCAGGCGAAACGGCAACAGUUAAUAAUCCAUUCAUGCCGAUUGAACAGAUAUGGCUUAAUGCACUGGAUCCUUCCGAGACCCUCGCGUAUUGCUGUCCGAGCGGCUGGACUGCCAGGAAAAGAGGUGGUUGCUACUCAUUCAUCGAGCCCUUGAUAUCAGCCACGACAUACUCUGAGAUGUGCAACAUACAAACAAGUGUGGACUCUAUACAUGAAGUCUUCACCGUCGAAGGGAGCAGCCUAUCGCAGUACAUGUAUUCCAUGGAAACAGGUACCCGCUCUACGGCAACCACAACAUUGUCAGAACUACGAGAAGUCUUGGGAACUAGUUCCGAUUAUGAUUAUUUAUCGAUUGCGGUUGUUAGGUACUUUCCUGCUGUCAAGCUUGUUUACAAGGAGUCGGAUUUAAAGUCGACUGGGGAUGGAGGUGGGGAUAACGAUAAGGAAAAGGCAGAUGAUGAUGAGGAUGAGGAUGAUGAUAAUGGAGCUUCCAGUUUGUUGAGAAGUGGUGGACUUUUCUCGAUUAUUGCGGUGCUGUUUAACAUGCUUAUUGGCGCUGGUUUGGUAAUGUUUUAG